Molecule: messenger RNA, 738 nt
Organism: Conger conger (European conger)
Lineage: Eukaryota; Metazoa; Chordata; Actinopteri; Anguilliformes; Congridae
Product: N-acetyltransferase family 8 member 3
Exons: 2
Coding region: 1-738 (245 amino acids)
Molecular function (GO): N-acetyltransferase activity
Source: RefSeq, a predicted model, not a curated record
AUGGAGUCAAAAAGCAACGUCCAGUGUGAAAUCAGGCUCUACAAGCCAGCAGAUAAAGACGGCGUCAUCUCCCUCUUUCGCUUCGGCAUGAUGGAGCACAUCUACCCAGCGUUUUUCCAGGCCAUGACCAACCCGGACCACAUGGGGGUGACGUUGAGCAUCUCCAUGGCGGGGUACGUGCUGGGGGGCAGCUCGUACUUCAUGGCUCUGCUGGCGGGCGGAGCGUGGGCGGGGCUGGUGUACUACUGCUGCUUCGAGAUCUACGAUGCCCACCUGAGGGAGCGCUUGCGCACGGUCAUGGCCGACAUCCCGGGCCACUUCCUGGACAGGCCGGACAGCUGCUUCUGGGUGGCGGAGGCCCAGGUCCGGGGCAGGCCCAAGGUGGUGGGGAUGGUGGCGGUGUUGGGGAGGAGGGAGGAGAAGGAGAGGGGCGACGGCACUAACGGCGGAUUCGACGAAGGGGACGGGAGCUACGCCGAGGUGAUCGGGACCGUGGUUUCGUUCCCGCGGCGACGCCAGGGCCUGGGCUUGCAACUGGCUCAGACCGCGCUGGCUUUCUGCCAGGAGCGCGGCUUCGACCGCGUUGUUCUGGAGACCAGCUCGGCGCAGACCGCCGCGCUCGGCCUCUACCGCAAGCUGGGCUUCGAGCACACGUUCACCCACGCCAACACGCACGCGCACCGCUGGGUCACCAGGCUGGCCAGGCUCAGCAUGAUGAGGAUGGAGAUGGCACUCUGA